Molecule: messenger RNA, 1399 nt
Organism: Eupeodes corollae
Lineage: Eukaryota; Metazoa; Arthropoda; Insecta; Diptera; Syrphidae
Product: innexin inx5-like
Exons: 3
Coding region: 131-1225 (364 amino acids)
Biological process (GO): phototransduction
Cellular component (GO): plasma membrane; gap junction
Molecular function (GO): gap junction channel activity
Source: RefSeq, a predicted model, not a curated record
AAUGGCACAUCAAAAAAAUAAAAAAUGCGGGUUUUCUAAUUCAAGCUCUGAGUAUAAUGAAUAUCAAAAAAAUCAUUUCUUUAUAAUUUACAAUUUCAUAAUUUUUUGUUGUUGAAAAAAAAAGAUAAAAAUGUUUCAAGCCAUUCUUCCUUUAACAAAAUACCUGAAACCAAAAUCAGUUAACAUCUAUGAUUUUGCUUUCGUUUUACAUUGCAAAGUCACCGUCUUCAUUUUGUUAACCUCUACAAUUUUGGUUUCUGCACGCCAAUUUUUUGGUCAACCUAUAGAAUGUAUGGCCGACGAAAAGAAUCUGGAAUAUGUUAAUCUAUUUUGCUGGACAAUGGGAACGUUCAUUCUGACGGAUUCAAACGAUCAAAUUAACAAUCGUAAUUCGAUUGCAGUCGGAGUUGGAACUGAAUAUACAGACAGCCAAAGGCUUUAUGUUCGUUAUUAUCAAUGGGUUGUGAUCAUACUCCUGAUACAAGCCUUUGUCUUCUAUUUGCCGGCGUUUUUAUGGAAGAAGUGGGAAGGUGGAUUUAUAAGUCAACUUUGCGAUGGAUUUGAAAGAAAGGUGCUUAUUUCGGAUAGUGCCAACAAAGAACGGAGAGCUUACCUGAUGCAGAUUUUCCAUCCGAAUUACAAACAAAUGCAUCGUUCGUACGCCAAGAACUAUUUUCUAUGCGAAAUUCUGAACUUCUUCAUAUGCAUUUUAAACCUUACUUUGAUGAAUACAUUUUUCAAUGGAUUUUGGUCGAGUUACUCUCAAGCAAUGAAACAAAUCCCAUCUUACAAUUGGAAUCAAUGGAACGAAAUGAGUUCAAGGGUAUUCCCCAAAAUUACCAAAUGUGAAUUCUUUAAAUACGGUGGAUCGGGAUCGCAGAGCAAAUUCGAUUGCCUUUGUGUGCUGCCAAUCAAUAUAUUAAAUGAGAAAAUAUUUGCAUUCCUUUAUGUGUGGUUCUUGAUCCUGAUGGUUGUUUCGGCAAUGCAUUUAACUUUUCGUAUAAUUGCAACUUGCAGUAAUGCAGCUCGUAUAAUCAUGACUCAAUGUAGUGUCGGAUGUAAUCAGAAGAAACAAGUUCAUCAACUUGUGCAGGACAUGAGCUAUUCUGAAUGGUUUUUGUUGACUCGUAUUUGUGUAAAUAUUAAUCCUUUAAUGUUUGCAGAGUUAAUUCGCGAUUUGUAUGACUUUCAAAGGCUCCGAAAUAACAAUGAGAUGUCUGUUUAAAAUUUCGCAGGUGUACAAAUGUAAAUAAGAACUGUUGGGGUUAGUUUUUUGUUUUAAACUUAAAACCGCACUAACAGCACUGACCAUAACAUGAAUUGAAUUUCACAUUGAAUGUGAAUUUAUUAUUUUUUUUUGUUACUUAUAUUGUGUAUAAAUAUAUACAUAGAAUUAUUG